Molecule: messenger RNA, 1188 nt
Organism: Penicillium soppii
Lineage: Eukaryota; Fungi; Ascomycota; Eurotiomycetes; Eurotiales; Aspergillaceae
Product: tRNA maturation protein LHP1
Exons: 3
Coding region: 1-1188 (395 amino acids)
Biological process (GO): RNA processing
Cellular component (GO): nucleus
Molecular function (GO): mRNA binding
Source: RefSeq, a predicted model, not a curated record
AUGGCCGAAGAACAGAAGACCCCCGUUACCAACGCCGAGGCCGAGAAGGAUGUUCAGAAUGUGCUCGCUGAGCUGAAAGGCGAGAACGCCACUUCCGCGCAGCCCGCCCAGGACGCCGAUGAGGCUCGCAUUGUCGCUGAAGCCGCUAAGCUCGGUGAGAAGUCUGAGAAGGAGCAGGAGAAGUCUUCCGAGCCCCAGGAGAAGCGCGAGACUCGCACAUUCCAGCGCGGUGGCCGUGGUGGCCGCGGAGGUGCUCGUUACAAGACCAAGUUCGACCCCUCCACUCUGGAGGAGACCGAUGACCCUGUGGAGAUUCGCAAGCAGGUCGAAUUCUACUUCUCUGACUCUAACCUCCCCAUGGACAAGUUCCUCCUCUCUAAGGUCGGCGGCAGCGCCAACAACGCCGUUCCCCUUGAGCUCCUGCACUCCUUCAAGCGCAUGCGUCGCUUCCAACCUUUCUCCGCCAUCGUUGAGGCCCUCAAGACCGCCGAGAAUGUUGAAUUGACCGACAACGACACCGCUGUCAAGCGCAAGGUUCCUCUCCCCGAGUCCGUCGACGAUCACGAGAACAAGGCAAUCAAGGUUUUCGAAGAUGCCUCCAUGGCCCGCUCCAUCUACGUCAAGGGCUUCGGCUUCGGUGAGGAACAGCCCACCACCCAGCUCGAUAUCGAGGCUUUCUUCGCCCCCUAUGGCCCCAUUAAUGCCAUCCGUCUCCGCCGCACUAUCGACAAGACUUUUAAGGGCAGCAUCUUCGUCGAGUUCGUCGAUGAGGACAAGCAGAAGGCUUUCCUCGCCCUUGAGGCGAAGCCCCAAUGGGAAGGCAAGGAGCUGACCUACAAGAGCAAGAAGGAGUACUGCGACGAGAAGGUCGAGGAGAUCAAGGCUGGCAAGGUCUACCCCUCUGACGGUCGCAACCGCGGCCGCAGCGGUGGCCGUGGUCGUGGCGGCCGUGGUGGUCGUGGUGGCCGUGGUGGACGUGGUAGUGACCGUCGCGGUGACCGCGGUGACCGCAACGACCGUGACUGGCGCGAGCGCCGCACCGAGGACCAGCAGAACGGCUUCCAGGCCUCCAAGGAGGCCCAGAAGGAUUCCAACGGUGUCCCCGUGGUGCAGAGCACCAAGCGCUCUCGUGAUGACGAGGGUGCCAACGGCGACCACCCCGCCAAGAAGGCCGACACCAAGGAGUAA